AUGACGUCCGAGUACUCGACAAGAACGGUCGGCGCUGCAAACACUCUUGAACACCGGGUAUUCAUUGAAAACAAAGCUGGAGAUGUCGUAUCCCCAUUCCACGACAUCCCUCUAUAUGCAAACAAUGAAAAAACAAUCCUGAACUUUGUGGUAGAAGUCCCCCGAUGGACUAAUGCUAAGCUAGAGAUCUCAAAGUCGGAUGCAUUCAACCCAAUCAAACAGGACGUCAAGAAGGGAAAACUGAGAUUCUACGGUGCAUUCCCUCAAACAUGGGAAGACCCAACUCACUCACACCCAGACACUAAAGCCAAAGGCGACAAUGACCCACUGGAUGUAUGUGAGAUUGGUGAACUCGUUGGAACUGUUGGGCAGGUCAAGCACGUCAAGGUGUUGGGUACUAUGGCACUGCUCGAUGAAGGCGAAACUGACUGGAAAGUCCUCUGUAUCGACAUCAACGACCCUCUCGCUGCAAAAUUGAACGACAUUGAAGACGUCGAAAAACACCUCCCAGGCCUAUUGAAAGCUACCCACGAAUGGUUCAAAAUCUACAAAAUCCCUGAUGGAAAACCUGAAAACACUUUUGCCUUCAACGGUGAAGCCAAAAACGCUGCUUAUGCUACCCAAAUCAUUACUGAAACCCACGACGCUUGGAAGAAGUUGAUUACGGGGGCUGUUCCUUCCAAGACUGAAGAGUAUGAUAUCAAGGUAUCCAACUUGUCUGUUGCAGGAAGUCCAUACAAGGUCGCUAAGGAUGAUGCUACGUACAAGGGAUUGCCAGCUGACUCGAAACAACCUGAUGCUCCCAUCGACUCUUCAGUCGACAAAUGGUUUUACGUCUCUGGACAACCCAACUUGUAA
Synchytrium microbalum is the source of this 858-nucleotide messenger RNA. RefSeq names its product inorganic diphosphatase. Gene Ontology annotation, cellular component: cytoplasm; nucleus. NCBI's taxonomy places the organism in Eukaryota, Fungi, Chytridiomycota, Chytridiomycetes, Synchytriales, Synchytriaceae. The coding region runs from base 1 to 858 and encodes 285 amino acids. The record is from RefSeq and is a predicted model, not a curated record. The transcript has 9 exons. Gene Ontology annotation, biological process: phosphate-containing compound metabolic process. Gene Ontology annotation, molecular function: magnesium ion binding; inorganic diphosphate phosphatase activity.